AUGAGAAUUCCUCAAAGAGCGAUAGCAUAUUUAAACGACAUGCUCUAUAACAGUUGGAGCUUUCCAGAUGUUGUCGAUCUCAUCAAGGAGGAGCUAUUGUUGAAUCAUGAAGACAGCUUUAGUUGGAAAUCUCUGAUAAAGCAGUACGAAAAUACAAAAGAAACACGAACCGGAACCAAAAAAUCAUUAUAUAAUGUUAAUAUAAAUACAGCCAAGAAUAUGUUCAACAAUUAUCAAGGAACACAAACGAUCUGCAGCACUUUUGAUGAGACACAUAUUGCUUCGUCUGGUGCACCCAUCUCCACAUCUAGUACGCUUACUACUACUGCAUUUGAUGAUCAGGCCUCUACAUCUGACUCGUUAGCUUCUACAUUUGACACGGGAGCUACCAAAACUGCGGUUGGAGACAAGUUUGCUUCUCUGUUUGAUGAACAAGAUGAAGACGACUCGGCAAUGAACAAUCAAGAGCGAUUCAGAAGAGAGAUUUACAAAGCUGUGUAUUUACAUUUUAAAGGAGAACUGGAUCUUUUCUUGGUAGCAAGGCUCAACAAACUGGCUCAAGGUCUCGUGUCAAGAAACUUAACUGAAGCAUUAGAUUUGCUUUCGUACUGCCUUUUGAACAAUAAUAUGAGUCCCAACGAGAAGAAUGCUCUCAAUUGGAGAGUUUGUCCUGAUAAAAAUAGAGGUCCUUUUUAUAUUCAAUUAUUACUUCAAGAUUUUUCCUGCGCAGAUCAAAUUGACUAUUUACCCGCAAACUGGGAAAUGAAUACUUUCGAGCAAGCCAAAUCUCAUUGUACUCAUUUUACCACUGUCAUCGGAUUGUCUGAAGAAGUUAAGAAUACCAUGCAAAAUUUGAUAGAGGCAACUACAGAGGAACUACCUUUGAGAUUGAAGAUCGCCGAGAAGAAGCUGCAGUUGCUCGAGGGUCGACGUCAUAAAUCUAUAGAGAUGCAGGCCUUGGAUGUGAUCGAAUACCUUGUAUUGAUAAUGAGAAGAAAAGAACAACGAAACAGCAGUGAGCUAGCAUUCUACCGUGUCACUGCUCACAUCAUGGAUAUUAUCUUAAACAACAGCUCCUUAAAAUUGGUUGAUGGCGAAAAUUGUUCACAAGCAACUAAAAGCGAGCAAAAAGCCAAUCAAAAAGCAUUCUGUGAUGAUGAUGCGAAGUCUACUGGAAGAAAAAUUGACUUGGUUCAACAUAUCAAAAAUAUCAGAACGAAUGCAUCCAUGUUGAAGAAAAUGUUAAGUCUGUGUGGUGAGGAUGCUUCAUUGUGUGUAGUUGGAAUGGAAUGGCUGGGUCUUGUGGGUUGUGUCUACAGUGUUGAGAAGCUCAAUGAUGUGUACGUUAUGUAUGACGCUGGUACCCUUAUUGUCCCUGAUACCCUCUCAACUCUUUCGCUCAUUGUGAAUACGCUGGACAUGUUGUACAAGAUCAAACAGCACCACGAAAAACUAGCCACUAUCUUGGAACCUGCCAUUGAAAGAAGCAAAUUGAGCCGUCAAUUAAACAAGUUACGCUCUGCAGCUGAGAUGGAAGAGGACGAUACCACCAACCCCAUUUUCUUUACCCCCACUACCAAACGUCAGAAGAGUUAUACCUCCCACCAUUAA
Messenger RNA from Mucor mucedo, 1611 nucleotides. RefSeq lists its product as uncharacterized. Lineage: Eukaryota; Fungi; Mucoromycota; Mucoromycetes; Mucorales; Mucoraceae. The transcript has 10 exons. The record is from RefSeq and is a predicted model, not a curated record. The coding region runs from base 1 to 1611 and encodes 536 amino acids.